GAGUGAAAGUACGAAGAGAAGGAUCGCCCGGUUGGUUAUAAUGGCUACGCGAGACUCGAGCCCCACUCACUCACCUCUCGACCAGCGACCAGGAUGAAGCCUUCGACGAUAGCCGUGUUGACGACUUUACUGGCGAUGGUAACGGCUGCGCCGCUACCUGCGUCAUCCUCCCAACCUUCUCCCGAGGAGAACUUGAUCGAGGCUCAUGAAGAAGGACUGUUGCUGUUGGUGCCCACUCUACCUGCCGAUGAAGAUAAGAACGGCAAGGAUCUGAAAAGAGAGGUUGAAUACGAGUUGAUCUCCAUUCCCAAGGAGGUGCUUCGCCGGGAGAUCCGCCAGGUUGCCGAGCUGUACGGGACUCCCAGGGACACACAUCAGGACACGGGGAACGUUAUCGUCUCGUCACAAAGCACGAGUUACCAGCCCAGCACUCCGAACCCACACUUGGACCUCACCCAGCUGCUGUUGUCGGGUACGAAGCAAGCCACAGGUAUCCUCGGCGGGCUCGGUCAAACCCUGGUGGGUGCCAAACAGGUCCUAUCUUCGGUGGUUCCUGCUGCCGCCGCCGGGGGAGCACAGGCUGCCAGGUGGGUGGUACAGAACAAGGCCAACGGGGUGAGGACUUUCGUGGACCUGGCAGGCUCUGGACUCCGCUACGCCGGCCAGCUGAGUUCAUCUGUCCUACGUGUGCUUCUGCAGGUGCCAGGCAUCAAGGCACGUGUCCUUGCUGAAGUCAUCCGUGCCAGUCAGCCGCUGAGCUACGCUAUCAGUGACGUCUUGUCUGAGAACUCGGACGAGCUCGCCACUUUCCUGGAGGUGAAAAAUGAAAUCAUAAGGGACACACUGGAUAUCAUCAUCCGCCUCAUCCAGGACACGCUGGCCAUCAAGGGUAAGAUCCUCGCCCGCCUUGGAUCGUCAGGACUGGACAUCGGUGCCACUGUCUUCAACGCCGGCUUGAAGCUCGGCGGUGCCUUUGUGGAGUCCGCGGGAGGCAUCGCCACUGCUCUAGGAAGUGGCGUUGGGGAACUCAUCCGCGUGGGAACAUCCGCCGACUUCCCUCCGCCUCCUGCCUUGCCUCUGCUCAACCUCCCAUCUCUGCUGUCACUCGACCUGUCAAAACUCUUUUCACCCCCUACCCAGACCUACACCACCACGCUAAAGCCCCUGCCACUGCCAUCCAAGCCUCCUGUCACUCCCGCGCCUUCUUAUUCCUAUGACCCUCCCACCUCUCCAUCCUACUCGUAUGAAGCGCCAUCCACAUCCUUCUCGUAUGACCCGCAACCUACCUCUUAUCUGCUUCCCAGUAACUAGUCUACCUCGUUCUCCCUACUCGUGAAGUUGUCUUUCAAAGACAAACAACACCUGGCUUGGCUCUAACAUCACCUCGUACAGCCAGAUAAAGAACAGAGAACCUAAACUUACAGAUUUGUACUGCCAUUCCGCCGAAUAUAUCAUAACCGCAUAAUUGUCACAGUGACGUUCCGCUUGCCAGUCCUUUAAAUGACAGCUGGUGAUCUGAGUGUCUCGUGCGCCUCUCGGGAGCCUGAGGAAGGGAACCUUAAUCUCAGGUACUGCAUGUGGCCCUCUAGACACUGCUUCCUUUCCUCAGCCCUCCGCGGGUCCUGCUCGUCAGCCAGACAGAUGUAACUAAACUCCCACCAACGAAGACAGCAGCCGGUCAUCGCCGGUCAUCGUGUCGCUCAGUGACAUGAUGAACCAUUGGUAGUAACACCCGCGGCCCACUGAAUGUGGACGCCCAAGUCAUUGUAAUCUAAGAAAGUUAUUGUUUAUUCCUGUCCCGUAGAAUUGUGUCAAUAUUUUUUGUUAGAUGUGCCUUAUCACACAACCUGUCCUUUGACAGAGGUGUGUACGCGCGCGCGCGCGCGCGCGCGCGUGUGUGUGUGUGUGUGUGUGUGUGUGUGUGUGUGUGUGUGUGUGUGUGUGUGUGUGUGUGUGUGUGUGUGUGUGUGUGCAAGAAAGACUUCAUUUUAUUCUUACAAGUAAUUUAACAUUUUCUCACAAUGUCUGUUAUUUUAUAUUUUCAUGUAAAUAUAUUUUCAUCAGCAAGCAAAAUAGUAAUGUAUACCGUAUUAUGUUAUAUAUUUAGCGUGAGUGUGUCUUGUAUCGUUCUCAUAAAGACUUUAUUUUUAAUACUUGUACUGUGUGCGGAAUAAGGCGGGGACACCCACGCAAGCCCGGCGCCCUGCAGCACAACAGAGUUAUAUUUAUUGGAGUGCAGGAAGUGUAGGAUUGUAAUACUUGUGUUUUUCUUUCAAGUCUGUGAAUACAGAUUGUUCUUUUGUGAUAGCCACGCCUUAUCCAUACAUUCAUGGAUAGUUACUGCGUAAAUCAGUGAGUUUCAUGAACGUUUACAAGUAAUGAUUGAGAUGCUAAGAAAAAAGAUGAAUAAAUAAAUAAAAUAAAAGCAUCAUAGCUAAAUAUAUGUGCCUCCUUUCUGCAUCAAGACUGGAACAGUGAGCGUCACUGAUUGCACUCCUUGCCAAGGCCAAGAGAUUAAGGUAUCUCUUGGCCAUGGUCCUUCCCGCAGUAUAUCGAGGGUAUAUCGAUGUACUGUACAUUAUACUACUUAUAGCUGCUGGACCCGACUGCGCUGCCACCUGUUCCCGCCGUCAACGGUGCCUGUUACCUGUCUCAUCUCAUACCAUAAAAAUAUUUUAAACGAA
Molecule: messenger RNA, 2684 nt
Organism: Scylla paramamosain (green mud crab)
Lineage: Eukaryota; Metazoa; Arthropoda; Malacostraca; Decapoda; Portunidae
Exons: 7
Coding region: 94-1311 (405 amino acids)
Source: RefSeq, a predicted model, not a curated record